ACUUUCCCUCCGUUAGGUAAAAGGAAGGCAGUCCAAGUGAAACGAAGCCUUCUUUUCCCAUACCCUCAACCCUUCUCUCUAUCCUAUUUCAGGCGAUAUUUGCUUCUCCUUGCUCGUUUUUUGCCCUUUGUAAUCUCCCUCCCUCGCCUUCUCUCUCCGGGAUAUAGAAUCGAUUACUAUGCUGCGGAGGUUCGUGGACAACGUUCUUGCCGUCACGAAGGAAUCAGUGAAGACAUUCACUUAUGAAUCUUUGAACAAUAUUGCGAGGCUGAUUAAUGGAUGUUCAGCACUUGUAUUGACCAUUCUGCCAGGGAAUACUAGCAUUUUAGAAGGCCUCCAUGGCUGGGAGCUGAGACCCACUCUUCGCGGACCUCGACUUCCUCGUUGGAUGGAAAAUGGGGUUUCUUCUUUCAACGAAUUCAUCCAUGAACUUUCUGUGGAUGCUGAAACUUCCUCAACAGUAGAUUCUAUAUCCGGGGAAGAAGAUAAUGAGGAAAGUAUGUUUCCUGCCUCUCCUAUGUCUCAAUCUUCACGCUUAUCCCAUACAAGCAGUCUCAGCAGAUAUGAUCGACGUGUACUACGUGUUAUCAAGUGCCUGCUUUCCUGGAUUUUGUGGCCUGCAACAUUUCUUCUUAAGGUACCACUUAUCCUAUUUGAAUCAGCUGGUGUAUGGAGAGUUGGAACAUUCCCUAAAAAUAGCCCAAAAGGCCACCAGUCAUCAUGUUCUCAUCUUACCAAGAAGUCAGUUCAACUUAAGGACCAUGUUGUUCAGCGUGCCACUGACCGGAGACGUGGAGUUGUUGAGGAUCUCCAGCUAGCUAUCGAGAUAUUUAUUGAAUCAGUUUUUGACAUUUUUCACAAGGCAGCACAUUUUAUUCUUUCACCUUCUGAAGUGCGCCAAAGAUUAUUUGGAUGGUUUUCAUCCCAUGAAAGUAGUGGAAGGGAUAAUUAUGAUAGUGACACAGAUGUACCUGUUCAAACUGCUACUCUUGGUGAUGCUGAUCCAACUCCAACUGAAAGGCAGACUACAUUUCAUCAGUCUCUAAAUACGGAUGCUCGAACUUGUCAGGAUGUCAUAUCAGAACUUGGGUAUCCUUAUGAGGCUAUCCGGGUGGUUACGUCUGAUGGAUAUGUGCUACUUCUGGAGAGAAUUCCGAGGCGUGAUUCACGGAAGGUUGUCUAUCUGCAACAUGGAGUAUUAGAUACAUCUAUGGGUUGGGUGUCUAAUGGUGUUGUUGGUUCUCCUGCAUUUGCGGCUUUUGAUCAAGGUUAUGACGUAUUUCUAGGGAACUUACGUGGUUUGGUUUCAAGGGAGCACGUGGACAAGAAUAUUUCCUCACGCAAGUACUGGAGAUAUUCCAUCAAUGAGCAUGGGACACAAGAUGUACCUGCAAUGAUAGAAAAGAUACAUGAAAUAAAAACGUCCGAGUUAAACAUAAUCUGCAAAUCUGAUUCAGAAGAUGAAGUCUGUGAUCAGCCCUAUAAACUUUGUGCAGUAUGCCACAGCCUGGGAGGAGCAGUGAUGCUGAUGUAUCUCAUAACACGUAGGAUCGAAGCAAAGCCUCAUAGGCUGUCAAGGUUGAUCUUGUUAUCUCCUGCAGGCUUCCAUGAGGACUCUGCAAUAGCAUUUACCUUAAUAGAGAGACUCCUCCUUGUGAUUGGUCCAGUGCUUGCUCCAAUUGUGCCCGCACUGUAUAUACCUACCAGAUUCUUUCGGAUGCUUCUAAACAAGUUAGCCAGAGACUUCCACAACUACCCUGCCUUGGGAGGUCUUGUUCAGACUCUCAUGGGCUAUGUUGUAGGGGGCGACAGCUCAAAUUGGAUAGGGGUGAUAGGGUUGCCUCAUUAUAACAUGUAUGACAUGCCUGGAGUAUCGCUUCAUGUGGCCCUUCACCUUGCACAGAUAAAGCAUGCAAGAAAGUUCAUAAUGUAUGAUUAUGGAAGUGCAUCUGCCAACAUGGAAGCAUAUGGAACAGCAGAGCCGUUGGACUUGGGGGAGUAUUACAACCUUAUUGACGUGCCUGUUGAUCUCGUAGCAGGGCGGAAGGAUAAAGUUAUUCGGCCUUCUAUGGUGAGGAAGCACUACAGGAUGAUGAGAAGGGCAGGUGUGGAGGUCUCGUACAAUGAGUUUGAAUAUGCUCAUUUGGACUUCACAUUUUCACACAGGGUGGAGCUUCUGGCUUAUGUCAUGUCCCGUCUACUUCAGGUUCUGCCUCCGAAACAGCACCAAGGCAAGCAGACGACGGUCAGAAUCAGAAAACUAAACAAGGCCAGGUUAAACAACAGUGGGGACGAUGCAGAGAGUAUACAAAUAGAUGAAAUUAAGCCUUCAGCCGAAUGAUGUUCCGUAGUUGCCUUUGAUGUUUGAAUAGCUCUUGUAACUUCACUAUCAGUAUAGUUUGAAGCUCAAAGUAUACGGUAAUGUUAGUGAUGUGAGUGUAGGAAGGGGAUUAUUUUUGCACCCCUUGUUGGCCAUACAGAGUGGUGAGCUAAAGCAGGCAAGUCAUUGUACUAUUAUCUUAGUAGCUAUCGACAUCUGCAUUUGAAACUAAUACCUCCAUCCAGUGUGUGUGGUUGCUGGUGGAUUGAUGUCUUGAGUAAUGUCUUCUUCUGUAGUCUCGGAACAUUGACUGGUAGUCAUAGCAUUUCUCUUGAAA
Phoenix dactylifera (date palm) is the source of this 2657-nucleotide messenger RNA. RefSeq lists its product as uncharacterized. Gene Ontology annotation, biological process: lipid metabolic process. NCBI's taxonomy places the organism in Eukaryota, Viridiplantae, Streptophyta, Magnoliopsida, Arecales, Arecaceae. The record is from RefSeq and is a predicted model, not a curated record.